Messenger RNA from Trifolium pratense (red clover), 1980 nucleotides. RefSeq lists its product as uncharacterized. Lineage: Eukaryota; Viridiplantae; Streptophyta; Magnoliopsida; Fabales; Fabaceae. The record is from RefSeq and is a predicted model, not a curated record. Bases 226 to 1407 code for a protein of 393 amino acids. Gene Ontology annotation, biological process: chloroplast organization; regulation of DNA-templated transcription. Gene Ontology annotation, cellular component: chloroplast. The transcript has a single exon. Gene Ontology annotation, molecular function: double-stranded DNA binding.
ACAAAGGAAGAAUGACUCCUUUUUCUUCCAGGUUUCAAUUGAGUUCAUUGGUAUAUUUAUAAGCCGUGAUUCGCACCGCCAAAACAUCGGAAAUUGCACUUCCGUCGCACCGCCGCCGUGAUUCGCCGUCCACCACCGACAUGAAUAGAUUUAAGGUAACAUAAAUAGUUUUAUUCUUCUCUUUCACAUUUCGAUUUUGAAACCAUUUUCGCUAUUGCUUUCAAUAUGUUCAAAUCGAAUUCAUGGCGCCACAAAACCCUAAUCUAUUAUUAUCUCAAGGGAUUAACAUUACAAUCCCCAAACCCUAACCCUCUUUUCCACCGUUACCCAUCGCAAUUUUCUCUUCGUUACUGCACAAACACUUCCGAUUCAACCCCAUUUCCUGUCUCCUACCUCAUCCGCAAUUUUGAAUUCUCACCACAAUUUGCUUCCAAACUCUGCUCCACUUACAAAGUUUGUUUCAAAACUUCCCAAAACCCUGAUUUAGUUCUCAACUUCUUUAGAAACUAUGGUUUCUCAGAUUCCCAAUUACGUGAUACCAUUCAGAAGUCACCAGGGUUGCUUUCAUGCAAUCCCUCCAAAAGGGUGUUGCCAAAGUUUCAAUUUUUUCUUUCCAAAGGUGCUUCUAAAUCUGAUAUUGUUAACCUUGUCAGUAAAAAUCCCAAAAUCUUGUCUCCAAGCUUGAAGAAUUUUAUUAUCCCAAACUAUGAAUUGCUUUAUGGAUUCUUGCAAUCAGACAAGAAAACUAUUGAUUGUGUAAUUGGCAAUCCAAUUUUACUUUGUGACCAAGGUGUGUCACGUAACAUCACAAUGCUGCUUGAAAAUGGAGUGGCCAACUCAAACAUUGCAAGAUUGCUUCAGAUCCGGAGUCGGGUAUUCCUGUUCCGUGACUUGCUGAAAUUUGUGGAUGAAGUAAAGGUUUUGGGGUUUAAUCCUUCGAAAGUAAUUUUUUCCGUAGCAUUGACUGCUAAAGCAACUGUAACCAAAACCUUGUGGAAGGAGAAAGUUGAUGCCUUGAAGAAAUGGGGUUGGUCUGAUGAAGAUGCUGUUGAAGCAUUUAGAAAGAAACCUUAUUGUAUGUUAACAUCCAUUGACAAAAUAAAUUUAGUGAUGAGCUUUUGGGUCAAUCAGAUGGGUUGGGAUGCUAUGGCCAUUGCCAAAGUACCAUAUAUUUUGUCACUAAGUUUGGAAAAAAGGAUCAUUCCGAGGGCUGCUGUUGUGCAAUUUCUUCUCAAUAAAGGUUUGUUUCAUAAGAAUGGAAGCUUAACGCAUCCAUUUGUACUGCCCGAGAAGUUGUUUCGUGAUAUGCUUAAAAAACGUUUUAAGAACGAGUCCUCUUAUUUAUUAAAUUUGUAUGAGGAAAAACUCAAUCAUGCAUAUACUGCGGACAAGACAUGCAUGUCAUGAUUAGAUAUUUAGGUCUUUUAGACUUAAUAUGUUAUUCUUGUUCCAUAUUGUCUUUGAAAUUUGUUUAGCUUUUCUUACUUUGACAUAUGUUGGUUUUGUUUUGAUUGGCAUUUCUUCAAAAUCCUAUUGUUUAUCAGUCUUAACCUCAACUAGUUUGCCUGUACUACAUGUAUAAGUUGAAUUUUCAUGCAUUUUUAGCAUGCAAUACUUCUUUCUGUAAUGUCAUUUCUCCUUCCAUGAUUGUUUAGUCCAAUAGUCUAUUGCAUAUAUUCACCUAUACCUGAAUAUGUUAUUGGAUUUAAAGUGGUUAUAGUUUUAGUUGUAAAUAUGAUUUCUUUGAAAUUACUGGAAGUCCAAAUAAUUAUGGACAAUACAACCAUAAUUACGGUAGCUGGGAAAUGGUAGCCGUGAAAUUUCGAAGACAUGUCAUGUAAUACAUCAAUAUUGAAGCUGCAGUUAUGUUUGUUGAUUUGUGGACUACAAGUUCUACAACUAUUUUUAAUCCUUAGCAGUUAGUAGUAUUAUUUUCUUUAGUAUAUUAAUAAUGUCAAAGUAUUUUCUUUUUCGCUUUUC